This is a messenger RNA of Aspergillus lentulus, 279 nucleotides long. RefSeq lists its product as uncharacterized. The record is from RefSeq and is a predicted model, not a curated record. Lineage: Eukaryota; Fungi; Ascomycota; Eurotiomycetes; Eurotiales; Aspergillaceae. Gene Ontology annotation, molecular function: transmembrane transporter activity.
AUGUUCAUCAUCGCCUGUACUGUUUCCGGAAUCUCAGAGUUCGCCGUCUGGAUCCCGGCCAAGCACUCGUCCAUCACCAUCGGCUUUGCCAUCAUGUUCGGCUUCGCGUCGGGAGCCUUCAUAGGUCUUUCCGGCGCCUUGCCCGUCUCGGUGUCCCCGCCGCCUGAGAUGGGCUACCGGCUGGGCGUGGUGUUCCUCGCCAUCUCGAUCCCAGCACUCAUCAUGGCCCCCAUUGGCGGAGCCAUUCUGCAGAAUUCAGCCAUGGCUGGCUGGACGUGA